Molecule: messenger RNA, 2626 nt
Organism: Eurytemora carolleeae
Lineage: Eukaryota; Metazoa; Arthropoda; Copepoda; Calanoida; Temoridae
Product: NFX1-type zinc finger-containing protein 1
Exons: 11
Coding region: 83-2479 (798 amino acids)
Biological process (GO): regulatory ncRNA-mediated heterochromatin formation
Cellular component (GO): nuclear RNA-directed RNA polymerase complex
Molecular function (GO): helicase activity
Source: RefSeq, a predicted model, not a curated record
UAGAGGAGGAAGAGGGGACAAUAGAGGAGGAAUAGGGGACAAUAGAUGAGGAAGAGGGGGAAAUAGAGGAGGAAGAUGGGGUAUGUUCAGAGAGGAAAGAGACAACGGAAACUGGAUUAUCGGUACAAUUGUUGGAUUAACAGAAGGAAUAACUAAUUCUGUAGUUUUUUAUUUUGUUCGUGCCAACCAAAACCAUGUUGGGAGGGAUAUAAGAAUGCAUAUCUUUAAACUCCCCGUUGUGGAUAGAUUCUUCAGACUGGAGAAUGGAACAGAGUUAGAGUACACCAUUCAUUUACGCAAUGACAAGCCUGAGGUUGGGAGAAUGAAUAUAUUUAGGAGAAACUACCGAAAAAAUACCUUGCUCCAGGUCAUGGAGAACACUAUAGAGAGGUGUGAGAGGGAGGUUGAGCUUACGCCUAUGCUGCGUUCUCUUCACGCCUGGGCGUUCUUGGGGGAGAAAGUAAGAUCUGUUGAAGAUAUUCGUAGAUUUUUUAAAAUCUUGAAGCAGCUGAUUUCUAAAUGUAAAGCCUCACGUGGUCUGGUAAAGGAGACAUUAUCAGCAGCGUUGAACGGUCCCCUUCUCAACCACAUUAAUGGACCCAUCAAGGUAAAAUACUCCCUUCUCAACCACAUUAAUGAACCCAUCAAGGUAAAAUACUCCCUUCUCAACCACAUUAAUGAACCCAUCAAGGUAAAAUACUCCCUUCCCAACCACAUUAAUGGACCCAUCAAGGUAAAAUACUCCCUUCUCAACCACAUUAAUGGACCCAUCAAGGAGUACAUGGAGAGACUGUACACAGAUGAGGAUAAGAGUAAUGUACUGCAAUUGUUUGUAAAUAUUACAGAUUUGGUUCCCCAACAUAUGGGGCAAGUUGUUAGACUGCUUAAGGUUUGGUCUGUUGAUGAGAAUGAAGUAAACCAUUUUGAGCACGCUAUGCUGCAGAAUAUGAUGAAGAUGUUGAAGAACCUGAGCAUGAACUACUUGAAGCAGGUGGGCGGGGGUAUCGAGGUUGACCUGCUGGACUACCAGGAACUCCCUCUCAUCCCAACCAGGGAGGAGCUCGUCAACUUCUCCAACAAUCCUGUUCAGACAGGAUUACUCCCAGUACGGACUAGAGUAGGGUAUAGUAGUGAAGAGGAGUAUAUGGAGACCUACACCAGACUACAGAGAACGGAUGGGUUCCAUACACUCUGUGUAGGAAUACAGAAGUUCCUGAAGGGUGAGCUGGAUCACCGUGAACUGAAGGUUUACAAUAUUGUUCAAUUCCGAGGUCUCACACUGUCCAAGUCCUCCAGGAUAUCCUUAGCCCUUGAAGUACAACCUUUGAUGAAAGUCAAGGAUCUGAGUAUCUCCCGUCACCUAAUGACAGGAAACCUGUUGUGUAUCACCGUCAAGGGGGACUUCUCCGACCCGGUGUGGCCCAAGGUCUCCGUCCGGCACACAGAGACCUUGAAGAGGGAGAACACUAUUCUGGUGGAACUACUGACAGAGCACAACCAGGACUCAACCUUCUCCAUCAUGAGACGGUUACUAGGGAACGAUGGCAAGGCAAUGAUGGCGGAGUCUCCGUCCUUCUAUACGUCCUUUGGUCCUGUUCUCUCAGCUCUGCAGAAAUAUGAGAUUAAAAGUUUAGAACUGAAAGAUAUUAUUGUCAGGUGUGAAAGAGAUACUACUGGGCCCGAAUAUCUUAUUGAGAACAGAAUAAACCUGACAAGAUUUGUACCUUCGUUGAUACCUACUGAGAACCCCAAAUACAAGAGGCUGCAGGAGUGUAGUAGAAUAUAUAUUGACGAGGAUGGAAAGGAAACUGCUUCAGUUCAUGACUUUCUUGAUAUAUUGGACACUGUUCCAACACUAGAUUCAUCACAGAAGCAGGGUAUUCGUCACGUUUUGACCAACAAGGUUGGAAUAAUCCAAGGUCCCCCUGGAGCCGGGAAAUCAUAUCUCGGAACCAAACUGGCAGAGAUCCUGCUGAACCUGGAGAAACCCUCGACUCGUCCCAUUGUUGUGAUCACGUACAAGAACCAUGCUCUGGAUGAGUUUCUCAAAGGACUGCUGGAGAAUGGAAUCUGUAGUUUAGAUGAAAUGUGCAGAGUUGGUGGAGGAUCUAAAGAACCUGAGCUAGAGAGCUGUAAUAUGUUCAAGGUUAUGGGUCGAGGCCGGGCUAAAGACAUGGAGGCUGCCAACACACACAGGGAUAUCAUGGAGACCAACGACCUCAUUGGAGAACUCUGCUCCGAGCUGAAGGUUGCUGUUCAAGAACAUGGAGCUGAUCUUGGACUUAAACUUCAAGAUAUUGUAAACUGUUUGGAUGAAGAACAGUUAGUUAGAUUUCUAAUCCACGAGGAGAACAAUCAGGAGAAACUGAAGAAAAAUAUCGAAACUGCAAUUUUUGACUGCCAAGGGGGAAGUCUUCAUGAUAUAUGCAAUGGUAAGAAAUACAAUAAUUCAGUUCUAACUGGUUUAGUUCUAACUUAAACCUCUUAGUUCAUAAUUUGAUUUUAUAAGGGUAAGACAAGUUAUGAAUUAGUGAAUAUGCUUCCUUGAUAACCCUUUAAGAGACUCCGGGACUUUAAGCAUUUUUUCUAAUGACCCUUCACGCAAGCAUAACAAUAUUUGUGGUUU